This is a messenger RNA of Helicoverpa armigera (cotton bollworm), 5457 nucleotides long. RefSeq names its product nidogen (gene Ldlr). Gene Ontology annotation, molecular function: calcium ion binding. The transcript is spliced from 7 exons. Gene Ontology annotation, biological process: cell-matrix adhesion. Bases 40 to 4452 code for a protein of 1470 amino acids. The record is from RefSeq and is a predicted model, not a curated record. NCBI's taxonomy places the organism in Eukaryota, Metazoa, Arthropoda, Insecta, Lepidoptera, Noctuidae.
GCAUUCCAGCGAUUCCAGUGUUGUGUGGAUCGUGGAGAGAUGUGGACGUGCGCGGGAGUCCUCGCGCUGAUCGCGUGCGCGAGCGCAGUGACGCGCGACCAAUUCUACCCGCACGGGCUCGGGAUCGACCAGAAUUUGCCCCGCGGCGCCGAAGUCGCAUCCCCUGAAAUAACUCUCAAAGUACCCGUCAAGUUUUAUGGAGAAACUUACGAUACUAUAUUUGUAAAUAACUAUGGAGUGCUGACCUUCAGGGCCGACAUCCCAUCGUUCCUGAACAUUGAGUUUCCGCUGCCGUACCCCUCCAUCGCUGCCUUCUACACGAACAUCGACACGACAGACGCGGGGGCCGUCUACUACAGAGAAUCCGACGAACCGCACGUGCUCUCCAAAGCCGAAGAGAGCGUGCAGAACAACUACCAUGACUACUACGACUUCAAGCCAACCAGCGUGUUUAUCGCCACUUGGGAAGAUGUCACUUAUUCCUCAAACGGAGUGCCAAACGACCGCAGAAACCGCUUCCAAGCAGCCAUCAUCAGCAAUGGCACAGAAAGUUUCGUAGAAUUCCUAUAUCCCGAGAGAGAUAUCCAAUGGAUUCAGAAGGAAACACAAGUAUUAAGCUUGCCCGAUGCAAAGGCUCAAGCUGGCUUUGUGUCCGAAGACGGACGCAUUUAUACCCUUCGUGGAUCAGGCAGUCAUCAAAUCAGAAAUAUCGUUUCAUGGUCAAACGUCCACGAGCCUGGAAGAUACGUUUUUCGUAUCGGCGAUAUACCAUCGGAAGGUAACGUAGUUGUCCCCGACCAGUACAACCAAAAUGAAGUGGAAAUCGAAGAGGAGACCAAAACGUGUGCCCAGAGCGGCCCCAGCGUGUGCCACAUUCAAGCCAGGUGCGUCGACUACCAAGCCGGAAUAUGCUGCGAGUGCGGGGAAGGAUUCUACGGAAAUGGAAAAUCUUGUAUCAAGGACGAUGUCCCACUACGUGUUCACGGAAAAAUAAAUGGUGUUAUAAAUAACGUAAAUCUGAACGAUGUAGACAUUCAGGCGUAUGUGGUUGUAGCUGACGGCAGAGCGUACACAGCCCUUUCUCUAGUGCCAGGCGGCCUCGGAAGCAGUCUGCAGUUGUUACACGUACUCGGAGGUGUGGUCGGUUGGCUUUUCGCCAAACCCUCAGGAUCGGCCAAAAACGGAUACCAACUGACAGGCUCGUGGUUUAACCACACCGCAGAUGUAUGGUUCCCAGCUUCUGGUGACAGAGUUACGAUCAAUCAGGAAUAUCUCGGUCAUGAUGUGUUUGACCAGAUCACUGUAGAGACAGAUGUCAGAGGCUCCUUGCCAGUCAUACUUGCAGGCACAAAACUUGAAAUUACUGACUAUGAAGAACAGUACACUCUUGUAGAACCAGGACAUAUACGCUCCGAGUCCACUCGAACGUUUACAAAUAAGAUCACGGGAGAAAAGUACGAACAAAGAGUUUCUCAAUCCUUUUUCUUUAACACUUGUCGAUUUGCUCCCCCAUCGCCUGAAUUCAAUACGCCAUCAACCUUGAAAAUAAGCAAAAACUACUUAGGUUAUGAAACUAGGGAGAAUAUAGUGAGAUACGGAAUGAGCAACAAGAUAUUCCCUCUAGGCGAGGAGAACCCAUGUAACAAAGGACGCGAUAACUGCGGCCCUCACAGCACAUGCGUGGUUCAAGGAAAUAACUUCGCUUGUGUAUGUGAAACUGGUUUCACGAACAUUUACCAAAACGAUGCUCUCAUUUGUGUUGACGUAGACGAGUGUGCAGCUGGUACACACAACUGUGACAAUAAUGCAGAAUGUCACAACCAUGAUGGCGGCUUUCAAUGUAGAUGCCGUCCAGGAUUUUUAGGCAAUGGCAUAACUUGCAAGCCACUUCCGACUUGCCAAACCAAAAAAUGUGAUGUCAACGCCAGAUGUAUAGAUAACCCUGGUGAAGAGCCGAUUUGCACGUGCAAUCCCGGGUACAAUGGGGACGGACAGUUCUGCUAUCCAACCUACGACGAGUCGCCUUGUGGUAGGCCUUGUGGCUCGCCAUACGCCUCUUGCGUCUUCGUUGACGGCAGUUACACAUGCCAAUGUAAUUCAGGUUACUCCGGUGACGGUGAGACUUGCACAGAAAACUCACACUCUUAUAACAUCGAGGCUGAUUACAAUGAGACAUUUGUUCUCCCCAACUGUGAUGCAUUCAGCUGCACGUGUCCACCUGGUUACACGGACUACAGAGAUGAGCUUAACAACCAGCUAUGUCGACUUGACUACGAACCACAACCACCCGAACCCCCGCAAAAUAACUAUCAGUCACCUACUUAUCCUUAUUAUAAUCCUUCUGAUCCAUUUUCACAAGCACAAACAGACACUUCGUCUACAGCAACACAACCCACGUACCCACCACAACCCACUUACCCACCAGCUACCGAGUCCAGCCAAGGGUUCCCAGACUCCAGCUACUCGAGAACCCCUGAUAAUGAGUAUCAAUCUCCCACUGGAAAUGAAUACCCGCCAUCCUCUGAAAAUAACUAUGAAGAUACAUCAGUGAACCAGUAUUCACCAUCACCCGAUAACAACAAUAAUCAGCAACCAGACCACAACUACCAGCAAACCUUAGACGAGAACUAUCCAUCACCUCCACCGAAUCAAUAUCAACCGCCUACGAACAGCUAUUCAGACCCAAAUAACAACCAACAAACUUCCGAAUACCGCCCGAGCUCUUCCGAGUAUCCGCCACAAACAACGGACAACAACGACCCUCUGAUCAGAUGUGAGGAGGAUGCAGACUGUCCGCCCAACGCCGUCUGCUCCUACACAUCAGCAGACGCUUCAGGAGAUUGGGAAGGCAAGCACUGCGUUUGCCCAGAAGGCUACGAAGGCGAUGCGUUUGAGUGCAUCGAGCGAACCAGCAGCAGCUGCGCAUGCGGCCCCAAUGCACACUGCAUCACUACACGUACCGAGGAACUGAUCUGCGUCUGUGACCUCGGAUACCACGGCGAUGGUUACUCCUGCCGUCCGAACUUCAGUUGCAAAAACAAUUCCGACUGUGAAUACAACGCCGAAUGUCGUCCAGACGCAAACAGCAACGAGUACAUCUGUCAGUGCGUCCAAGGAUACAUGAAGGAUCAGAACGACGCAUGCAUUCCUGACGCACAACUAUGUAACGGUGCGUCGUGUACUGAGCACUCCUCCUGUCUCUACGACGCUGAACUGGACCUGAACUACUGCCAUUGUGACGAAGGCUACACUGGUGAUGGUAUCUCUCAGUGUGUACCAGAGGGACACACGUGCGACGUUGCCAACGACUGCAACAUCAAUGCCAUUUGCACAUUUGUGGACAUUACGUAUCAGUGUGUCUGUAGAGACGGCUUCAACGGUGACGGUUACACUUGCAUCCCUGAAGCGACUUGUAGAAACGAUCCUAACAUGUGCGAUUUGCACGCGUCUUGCUUGAAGAGGCAUGAUGUUUACUCCUGUGAAUGUAACUCUGGCUACAACGGUAACGGAAGCCACUGCGAGUUGAACCCGAGGAAGGCUGGAAACUUCUUGGUAGCUAGUGAUGGCGCGUCCGUAUACAGGGUUCCCUUCCAAGUGACGCCGAGAGAUUUUGCAACACCGUUCAACAGUGCCAUAUCGCAGAUCGCUGUAGGCGUUGACGUGGAUUGUGAAGUCGGCAAGAUAUAUUGGGGCGAUGUUGUUAGUUUCGCCAUCAAAACCGCUGCAUAUGACGGCAGUGACUCCGGCUUCUUCUUAUCGGAAGGUAUAAAGUCACCUGAAGGUAUAGCCGUGGACUGGUCUUCAAGGAAUAUUUUCUGGACUGACUCUAGGAAGUUAACUAUUGAAGUAGCAAACUUGGACACCAAAGCAAGGAAGGUGUUGUUUGCAGUCGACAAUAUAUCCAACCCCAGAGGCAUCGCCGUACAUCCACGAAGAGGAAAAAUCUUCUGGUCAGACUGGAAGCGCACAAACCCAAAAAUUGAAUGGGCAAACAUGGACGGGUCUCAACGAGGCAUCUUCUUGGACAAGACUGAUGUAGCACUACCCAACUCCUUGGCCAUUGACUGGUUGAGGGACCGUCUUUGCUACGCCGACGCUGGGCUGGCCAGCAUCAUCUGCGUUUCCAUCGACACACAGGAGAAGGAAACCAUUGCUGCUAACUGCUCUUAUCCCUUCGGGCUUGCCAUCAACGGCAACAAGUUCUACUGGACCGAUUGGAAAACAUUGAAGAUCGAAUCCUACGACCUUGACAAUCAAAUCCGCAGCCAGGUUCCCAUAGCAACGGCUUCAAGGAGACUGUAUGGAGUAGCCGUAGCCCCCGAUCAGUGUCCACAGGAACAAAGCAUUUGCGCGUAUAGAAACGGCGGCUGUGGCGUCGACCAAUUGUGUCUGCCAGAUGGCAACAGUGGCAGAACUUGCGCAGACGCAGAUAAGACUCUAAGCAGGCGUUAAUUAGGUUAGGUCAACGGCAUCAGCUAUGAUAGAUAAGCGACUUUUGCACAAUAAAAGAUGUGUUAGAACGCCACUUUUACGAAUACAUAGUUAUGUCUGUGUUAAAGAUGUUUUCAAUAUUAUUUUCGAUAGCACAAUGUCACUAAUUAAGUUUUUGGCGACCAAUUAUUAUGACAUCAAAUAUACUAGAAUGCAGCGCAUAACAGAUGAAGAAUUUAAUUAUGUUGAAAUUAAAGGAGUAAAGUCAAUUAGAUUCAUCACAACUUUAACGUAAAUUGAGCUAAGUCGCUCACAAGUAGUGGUGUCGUUGAGUUAGUUAUAAGAAGGUUUUGAUUAUGACCAAAAAGUACAUAAUUUAACUCUUAGAGAGUUGGCAUGUAACCCAAGUGUGUGCAAUAUUUUCUUGUAUUUUGUUUUAAAAUAUAAACGAUAAUAUUUUAAUACAAUAGAAAUGGUUGCUGGUAAUUUUGGUCCAAAGAAGCAUGAAGAUAAAAAUAUGUUUUAAAGAAAUCUAUGAUUGCAUUACUACGAACGGUGUGUGCACUUUCAAAACUACUUACUACGAAAUUAUGAAACAAGAAAUUAUUAUUUUGUAUCAUAUUAUUACCACAUAAAUACUGAACAAGAACUAAGUUACAAUUGAUCAAGAUUAUUAAUAAUUUCGUAGUAAACCUACUUCCUAAAACCCCUAGUUUAAUGUUACCAAUUAAAAAUUUUUAACCAGUUUGACUAACCACUAAAUAAUAUACCUCCCGCCUAAUUUUAACCAAGAUUUAUGAAUAAAUAGUUACGCGGAUUUUUCAGUAUUUUGUAGAUUUUGCAUUAAACAAUUAUUGUACUACAUUUAUAAAUAUUGAAAAUAUGAAGUUUGUACCCAAAUGAUAUUGUUCCUUCUCAUAACCAAAGUGUAGAAUAAAAUAAUAAUAAAUACUCUUAUUAAGAUCUUUAAUGUACUUCAAUCAAUGUAAUUUAUUAAUGCCAAAUCAAUAAAGUUAUUUAUUUAUA